Molecule: messenger RNA, 3650 nt
Organism: Ooceraea biroi (clonal raider ant)
Lineage: Eukaryota; Metazoa; Arthropoda; Insecta; Hymenoptera; Formicidae
Gene: Myc
Product: bHLH transcription factor Myc
Biological process (GO): regulation of DNA-templated transcription
Molecular function (GO): DNA-binding transcription factor activity; protein dimerization activity
Source: RefSeq, a predicted model, not a curated record
UCGUGAACCGAACAGUCGAACACGUCAGUCGCCUUUUACCGGCUUCCCAGCUAGGAUCGCGGUAGAAGUCUAACGCAGAGCAUUCGCGCGUAUAGUGACAGUGUCACGAGCUAAAGGAAUCAUUGGGGUGCCCAGUCUCCUCACGAGUCGCACAAUUCGCGCCGAGAAAUGAAAUUCGUGCCCCGCCUGACACGAUUCGAAAGCGGUGGCAGAAGCGGCAACAGACACAGUAACAGCAAAUCUGCUGGCAGUAGUUGUCACGGUAGCACAUCGUGCGGAGUUGUCAUUCGAGCGAGCCGGACGUACCGCGACCAUCGGAUACCGUAACACAGAGUCCGUCUGUGCGAGCAGCAUCCGCUCAUCGGCAUCGUUACGCGCCAGUUUCUCGCCGCGUCCGCGCCGACGGGAGCACCACGAGCAGUGGAUAUCGAGAAGAGAUAUCGAAGAACGAGCGGGUGUGAACGCGUGCGCGUACGCAGAUACGUGGAAGUAAUACGCUUGAUCACGUACACCGAGUACAUACUACACACACAAGCGGAAGGCACGUGUACGCGAGUGUCAGUGAUCGCACGGUGGAGUGCAGUGCUGUUACUUGUGAGCCCGGUGCUUCGCGGAUAAAUAUGAGUAUGAAAGAAGAAGAGGACCCGUCUUGGGCGGAGGGACCAUGGGACCCUUUCUCAUCCCUCCUUGACGAGAUGUCUGACAUACAUAACUCAUAUGAGCCAAUCUUCGGAGACAACAGAUCUGACAGAUAUGAUGAGGAAGAGAAUACGGAUGGAAGCUUUAUUAGAGAUUUGUUGAUGGAGCCUCUCCUUAAUGAUGCGGAUUAUGAACUGAUCAAAAGUGAUUGUCCUUGGUUUAAUAAUCUACUUCAUCCCGAAGCUGUCAAUUGUACGUGGGAUGGAAAGUGUCAUACCUAUCAUCAACAGCCCGUAUUGAAAUUAAACUUUCUUAAUACGGAGCAGAUAGAGCAGAUGGAGGUAGAGACAGAGAUGCAGAUGAAGAUGCAGACGCAGGUGCAGAAGCAACCGCAGAUGCAGACGCAGACACGGACGCCCGCCAGCAGGAGCAUCCUGAAAACGCAAUCUAAUGUAUUAACUGACUCUUCGUUUCGGUUGAAGUUAUUUCAAGAUGAAAAUCGAAUAAUAAAAAUCAAGGCAGAGCCACCCAAACAGUCUAACAACACCAGCAAACAGGAGAAGAAUAAAACCAGCAAAGAAGUAAAGAGCCUGGAAAGCGAUGGCGACUCGCGACGAUCGUGGUCACCGCAGAGUACGCCUGAUAGCGAGCCGGAGAACGAGCCAAUAUUCCGGCACAAUCAGAUCAAUCUACACGAGUACAUAUCGCAGGGUGUGACCAAGAGCACGAGCGAGCCGAAGACCAGCCAGCCGAUAAAGAAAGGCCAGCAGAAGACACGACAGAGCUACUCGCGCAGAAAAGAGGAGGAGAAGAAGAACAAGCGGAAGAUGACGGCGGUCGAUGAUACAAACAUCAUCAUGCGAAAUACCCUCAGCGAUCAUUGUUACUAUCUGAGCGAUAGGAGCAAUGUGCAGCAGCGAUUAGGGAUGGAGCCAUCCGAUAGUGAAUACGAGGAUGCUGAUGAUGUUGAUGAGGAGAUCGAUGUCGAGUCGGUCGAGUCGGUCGAGUCGGCCGAGUCGGCCGAGCCGGUCGAGCCGGUCGAGCCGAUCGUACCGAUUAAGCCGAUCGAGCCGAUACGCCAAGAAAAACAGUGCAACCGCGGGAAGCGAGGUCGCAAGGCCGCCAUCACCACUCCUGUCGCCACCAAACCACCCGCGCCACCCGCGCAGAACACCGUUGUGCGUCGACCGCGCGGCAGACCGCCUGGCAGCACCAAUGCAGCGAAACGGAAACUGAACGAAGCGCAGAAAGCCCCCGUAAACACCACCGGUUUAAAGCGAUCCACGCCACAGGACGUUUCCAAGAAGACCGGUAACGCCUCGAAGCGACCCCGUACGACACAGACGCAACGUGCACCGCGCGGAAAGGGUAAGCGAAAAAGCAGGUUCGGAAACGAGAACGAGGAGGAAAAACGGAACUUGCACAACAACAUGGAGCGGCAGCGGCGGAUAGACCUGCGGUUACAAUUUGAAAAACUGCGCGAUCUAGUGCCGGCGAUUGCGAGCAAGCUGAAGACACCAAAGGUAGCGAUCCUGACGCAGGCGGAUUAUUUAUUUACUACUUUAGACAUAAAAAAGCAGAAAUUGAGCAUAGAGGAAUCAAAGCUCAAGAUCGACAAAGACAACCUUCUGAAAAAAUUCAGAAGGCACCAGCGGAAGUACCGGAAGCAUUACCUAAAGUUGAAAAAGGCGAACGGUUAUCAAUUUUACUCAGGUUGGCAGGGGAGAUGGUAAGAAAACGGCACGUCGACAAAGAAGAUGUGAUGGACGAUGGGUAAUUGAAAGGGAGAUUGCGGACGUCACGAGAAUGUGACACGAGCGAAGAGGAAUCCAGCUGACAUACAGGUGAACGUGCGUCCGGAGAUCUGAAGGAGCAAUAACGGAACAGCGCGAAGAUAUUAUCACGGUGCGUGCUCAAGCACCUGACGAAGACGCACUUUAUUGUAGAACACAUGUAACCAGAGGAAAUAAUCAUGUCGAACAGGUUUAACGCAAUUGUCAAGGCGUAACAAGUUACGCAAAAAAAGAACGUUGAAAAGAUAAUAUUCUAAGAAUUGAGAAAGUAUCUCCAUAUUGAACGGACGACUUGCUCGAUCGAUCAUGAUUCUGAAUCAUGCGAAAGAGAAACAAGAGAGACAUGAGAAUUUCCUCAAGAUCAGGGGAGAAUUUUCAUCAAGCGAGCGGCGGCUCGAUCGAUGAAAAUUCUGCCCCGCUCUCGACAGAGCUUGUUCCUUCUUGAUGAUUUGAAAACGCGCGUUACUGUAUAUAUAUAUAAUCAGAUAUAAUCAGAGAUAAUUAUGUCAAACGGGUUUAAUGCAAUUGCCAAGGAGUGACAAAUUAUGCAAAAAAAGAACGUUGAAAUGAUAAUAUCCUAAGAAUUGGAGAAGUAAGUGGAGUCUCUACAUUAAACGGGCGGCUUGCUCGAUUGAUGAUGAUUCUAAAUCAUGCGAAAGAAAAAAGAGACAUAAAACUAAAAAACAUAAGAUAUUUCAAAAAUAUAAGAAUUUUCUUAAGAUCGGAGGAGAAUUUUCAUGAAUUUAAGUGAGCGGCUGCUCGAUCGAUGAAAAUUGUUUCUUCUUGACGACUCGACGAGAAUGCGCGUAUUUGAAUAUAAUAUAUGUAAUAUAUAAUUAAACGAGAUAAUAAUAUGUCGAACGGAUUUAAUGCAAUUGGCAAGGGGUGAUACGAAAUUACGUAAAAAAAGAAAAAAACGUUGAAAAAAUAAUAUCCUCGGAAUUAGAAAAGUAUUUCCAUAUUAAACGAGCGGCUUGCUCGAUCGAGGAAGAUUCUAAAUCACGCGGAAAAAUGACAUGAGGAUUUCCUCAAGAUUGGGGGAGAUUUUUAUUAAGUGAGCGGCUUGCUCGAUCGAUGAAAAUUCUCCCCCAUUCCCGUUUCGACAAAGCUUGUUCCUCCUUUCUGACGACUGGACGAAAACGCGCAUUAAUAUACAUAUAUAAUUCUAUGAGAGAAUUAUAUUGAACGAGUCGAAUGUAAUUGGCAAAGCAUAAACCC